AUGAUUCAACCUCCAUUUGAUCAGUUUGCUACUCUAACGGCGCCCGCCACCACGUCCUCGGUGGCGCCUAUUCCCACUAUCAUUCCGGGGUAUGAGGUCUACCAGGAACUUCAUGAUACAGGCAAGCGAACUCUUUGGGUUGUCACUGUGUUGAUGGGCGUUUCCUCGCUGGUGUUCUAUACUUUGGCCGCUCGUGCUCCUCUAUCUAAACGAAUCUUUCAUAUCCUCACCUCCCUGAUAACCACAAUCUCCUUCGUGAUCUACCUAGCUCUUUCAACAGGCCAGGGCAUAAUAACCAAACACGACAGAGUCCACGAAUCCCACAAACAUGUCCCGGACACCCACACAGACUACGCUCGCCAGAUCCUAUGGCUGCGCUUUGUUAACUGGGCCAUCACCACACCCCUGCUCUUCAUCAACCUCGCCCUUCUAUCCGGCCUACCAGGCGCAAACCUACUCAUCGCCAUUGUCGCCCACCUGAUCAUGCUUACAACAGCUGUAUUCGGCAUAUUUUCAGGACACGGCCGCGAGCGCUGGGUCUGGCUGACCCUCACAUGUAUUUCUUACCUGGUCGUGAUCCACCACAUUGGCUUCCACGCACAGCGAGCGGCGAAGAGCAAGGAUAUCCAGACAAGACGGUUCUUUGGGUCUGUUUCUGGGUCUGCAAUUGCCAUGUUGGCACUUUUCCCAAUUUCCCUCGCGGCUGGUGCUCUCGCGCUCAGACUGAGUGUUGACACGGAGACUAUCCUUUUCGCUAUCCAGGAUGUCUUCACGCAAGGUAUCCUUGGAUACUGGCUUCUGUUCACUCAUGAGAGUUCGCCUGGAAUUGCACUCUACAUGGAAGGAUUCUGGUCGCAUGGUGUCGGCAAUGAGGGAGCUAUUCGUAUCUCCGAUGAAGAGGGUGCGUAA
Molecule: messenger RNA, 909 nt
Organism: Penicillium roqueforti
Lineage: Eukaryota; Fungi; Ascomycota; Eurotiomycetes; Eurotiales; Aspergillaceae
Product: opsin family protein
Exons: 5
Coding region: 1-909 (302 amino acids)
Cellular component (GO): endoplasmic reticulum; plasma membrane
Source: RefSeq, a predicted model, not a curated record